UGAUAAACCAGCAGUAUCCAAUCUUCUGGCAUUAUUGAUUGGAGCCUUCUACCCUGGCUGCUUGCCAAAGUUGCUUUAACAGUUACGGUUGCUAGGGUGUCUGAAGACCCGUUUUAACUAUAAAACUUGUAUUAUUCUUUUUGCGCUUAUACAAGUAGCGUAACAUGUAGGUUGAAAGAAUGAGAGAACGACAGAAGCCACACUUAUAAGAAGCAAAAUGACCGGUCUACGACAGCAGGAAAGAACUCUUUCAACAAACCCAAUUAUCAAUGACUUAGAGACUGGCGAGGAGGAAGAUGGGUUGAUGGCGGACGGAGGUCGUUCAGUUGGUGGCGAUUUAAGGCAGCGGCUGGACUUAAAGAUAAAGGCAGUUGAGUCCCUCUCGGAGCCUACGCGGAAAUAUCUUCAUGUCAGCAAGCAUGGGAAGCCAAUACCGACGUGGAUGAAAUGGGACGAGCAGCCGAAACACAACAAAUGGAACUACUACAUGUCGCAGCUGUACACUCUGAUGACCGACGGCACCAGCAGCCGCUCCGCGUGGUUCAUUUCCCGCUUCAUGAUCACCACCAUCAUCAUAUCAGUCGUCAGCUUUUGCCUGGAGACGGUUCCAUCCUUCCAGAAGGACCGCAACGCGGCGGCGAACACGGCCUUCACCUGGGUGGAGGCGGUCACCAUCCAAAUAUUCGCAGCGGAGUACCUCCUCAGGCUGGGCUCCUCACCCGACAAGUUCAAAUUCGUCCGUGAGCCCUUCAACAUCAUCGACCUCAUCGCCAUCGUGCCCUGGUACAUCAUCACCUGGAUCGGCACCACGUUCACGGGAACCACCGUGUUCCGGGUCAUCCGGCUGUUCCGGGCGCUGCGGGUGUUCAGGCUGGGAGGCAGGUAUCCCAAGCUGCCGGUGGUGCUAACUGCGCUACGCAAGUCGCUCGACAUGCUCGCCCUCAUGUGCUUCCUGCUCUCGCUCUCCAUCGUCUUCUUCGCCACGCUCAUGUUUUACGCGGAACGGGGCAAGUGGGACGAGCGACUGGGCUACUACGUUCGGCCCAUGGAGGUCGUUCAUGACUAUGAGGGCGAACCGCAGCCCAGCCCCUUUGAGUCCAUCGUUUCUGGGUUCUGGUGGGCCAUUGUGACGCUCAUGACAGUCGGCUACGGCGACGCCUACCCAGUAACAGCGGGCGGCAAGGUCAUCGUGUGCGUGGCGGUGAUCUGCGGCGUGCUCUCGCUGGCGCUGCCCAUCAGCGUCAUCGGCACCACAUUCUCCAACGAGUGGGCGGCGCAUGAGGCGGCGGAGCGGCUGCGAGAGGCAGCGGGGGUCAAGCGCAAGCACGUGGCUGUUACCUCGCCUGCGCUGCUGCGUUUGCAUCGCCUGCUGAGCGGCCACCUGGCCAACACCGCCACGCUGCUGGACAUCAACCGCAACUCGGAGCUGGCGUUGGACGAGGCCAGCGGCCAGCUGCACGCCACCCUCAAAACCACCAAGAAGCAGCUGCACACGGAGGCAAAGGCGGACCUCCGGCUGCGCAAGGUCACCAAGCGCCUCAAGCCGGAGGAUGACACGUCCUUUGACGAACACUACGGCUACCUCUCCUUGCAGCACGUGAAGGAGCGCUUCCGAGAGCAGUUAGGUCCCAUGGCAGCAGCGGCGCAGUCUCUGGGUGCCCGCGCUCGCCACGUGAACCGCAUGGGGGUGGUGAAUGAGCUGCUCUUGGACCCGGGCAUGGCCGCACUUGUGGCACGACUGGCCAAGAAGCAUGCGGAUCUUGCCUUUCUGCUGGCAAAGCAUGAGGAGAAGCCGACACCGCUGAGUCUUCUGGAGGCGGAAACGAGCGCUCUUCAAGGCUACGUGGAGGAGAUUUCGGAGGAGGAGGCCAAGAGGGCGCAUGGAGGAGGAGGAGGAGGCGGGGUACACCGCAAGGAUACGCAGCUGGCGGAUGGGGAGUUGCCGUCGCUGCCCUCCAUGUGCGAGUCAACUGGAGGACGCCCGACAUAACUUCUUGUCGUGUACGCUUCCGGAGAUCAAACUACUGGAAGCACAAGCUGACGCCCAUGCGCCCAUGUGACUUGGCGUGUGAUCGCUGUGACCCUGUGACAGAUUGUAUAUAUAACCUAACGCAACUGAUCUCGGGGAUUGUCGCAAGCAUGUAUGGAAGGUGGGAAAUACAAGGGCGCACACCGGCACACGGCUUUAGUGCCCAGACAUGUACUCACAUGUGCGCCGCAAGGGCGCCUUUGCUCGUAGCAAUUGCCCGUGCAGGUCGGCCUUCUUGUGCGUGUCCUUCUUCUGGGUGUGUAGGAUGUAUGGGAGGUAACUGUCACAAGCUUCUCACAUCAUAAGGACCACUCCUGUCGUGCAUGGCUGUCUAGGCUGCCGUACUUGUUGCAUGUUGUGAAUCGUACCGGUAGUUGAUGCAGGCAGAAACUCGGCUGCUGAAGUGCUGAUGGGUUUGACGGGGAUAGUUCCCGAUAUACAACAAACACGUGAGAACGUUUAUGCGUUGUGCUGCAAAGAGUAUUUCCUUUUUGAAAAUGUAGGUGUGGGGCUGCACCUUUUCCUACCGGUAUUGGCAUGGUGCAUUCUCCUUAUUACACAUAUGGCUGCAACUGGAUUCGCACAGUUGUUGUAUUAUCUAUGGUAAGACAAGGAAAACUCUAGUUCGUUGCCAGCUUGUGGCAGCUGUAAGACGCCUGGUUGGUCGUACCGCUGCGUCGUUGACGGUUAUUACCAAUAAGGGACGUAAAACUAGGACGCUGAUAAGCGUGUACUAAAUUUGGGUUUGGUAGGACUGACUCGACGUUCGUGGAUGUAAAGGUUUUCCCGGUGUAUCUCUUUGGAUUUACCCGGGCUCUUAAGGACUGGUUGCUCGUACGUCGUACUCUUGUGCAUCAAAGACACUUUGCAUUGGCCAAAUGCGCACUAUGCCUGGAUUGUAACACGCUCAUGUUCCGC
Molecule: messenger RNA, 2947 nt
Organism: Astrephomene gubernaculifera
Lineage: Eukaryota; Viridiplantae; Chlorophyta; Chlorophyceae; Chlamydomonadales; Astrephomenaceae
Source: the annotation of a GenBank genome assembly